AUGGCGGAGGUAAAGAGGAAAGCUAAUUUAUUGACGAUCUUCAUACUCUCUCGUGGAAAGUGUGGCCUCUCCUCCUGCAUCAUUCGAUAUCUAAAGUCCAUGGCAAUAGCAGAUCUACUGGUCCUGUUAUUCAAUAUAAUCCUGUAUGAACUCAAUGAAACAUAUUUCCCAAAUUCGUUUCUAAACUUCACGACAAUUUGCAGCCUGAAGCACAUUCUUGGUUUUGCAGCAAUUGAUUGUUCUGUCUGGUUAACUGUUUCUUUCACUUGUGAUCGAUUUAUAGCCAUUUGCUGCCAGAGGUUAAGAGUUAAAUAUUGCACUGAAACAAUGGCUUCCAUCAUUGUAGCAAUUGUGUGCAUGUUGAGUAUUUUAGAAAAUAUUCCGGUAUUCUUUGUAUUUGAACCUGGGAAAAUAGUUAAUGGUGUAUGGUGGUACUGUACAUUGAAAUCAAGUUUCUAUACUUUACAUGCAUGGGUGACAUAUUCCUGGAUGGACAGUAUUUUAACCCCAUUCAUACCCUUUUUUUUGAUACUUAUCUUUAAUGCUUUGACAAUUAGGCAUAUAUUAAUGGCCAAAAAAAUUCGAAAGGGCCUGCGAGGGAAAAAGCAUGAUGAACACCAAAAUGAUUCAGAGGAUCAGAACCGAAGAAAAUCAAUCAUUUUGCUUGUUACUAUAUCAGCAAGCUUCGUACUGCUUUGGAUAAUAGCCACUAUUCAUUAUAUAUGCGUAAAAUUCACCGAUGCUCAACAUUUUUACAAAGACUACAGUCACUCUCUUGUCGUGAUGCAACAGAUUGGAUAUAUGCUGCAGCUUCUCAGCCCAUGCACAAAUACAUUUAUUUAUGCAGUUGCACAAACAAAAUUCAGAACAGAGUUAAUAUUUCUAUUCAAAUAUGCUUUGUUCUUAAUUCCAAUAUUUAUUAAAUACGUACAAUCAUAA
Rhincodon typus (whale shark) is the source of this 939-nucleotide messenger RNA. Its product is annotated as probable G-protein coupled receptor 139. Gene Ontology annotation, biological process: G protein-coupled receptor signaling pathway. The record is from RefSeq and is a predicted model, not a curated record. The coding region runs from base 1 to 939 and encodes 312 amino acids. The transcript is spliced from 2 exons. Lineage: Eukaryota; Metazoa; Chordata; Chondrichthyes; Orectolobiformes; Rhincodontidae. Gene Ontology annotation, molecular function: G protein-coupled receptor activity. Gene Ontology annotation, cellular component: membrane.